UACAAGCUCCAACCUGCUGCUCACAUUCUGCUGAGGAUUCAUGAGUCACAAACACAGGUUGCUGUCCAGUUAAAGAAACAGUUCGCCCUUCUCCAAGAUGGCUUCCUUUCAUAUCCUGUGGACUGUCAUUGCCCUAUUGCAUACAACCCACGCUUACGAUGGGUUGCCACGCUGUAACUGUAUGUCGGAUUUCACAAAGAGAGGCGAUGAGGUCACUGUGCCCUGUCAUAAUAUUCACGCUCUGAAAUCUAUAAAAGUGAUGGAAUGUAAGAAUAGCCCCUCGGAAUGCAAUGAAUCCAUGGUGCGAAUGGAAGUGAACGACAGUCACACAAGUUCGGAGAGCGAAUUCGGCUCGCUAAGCUUUAACCCCGCCAAAAAGACGGCAGAGCUCAUACUGUACGGGAGGAAUGCCGGCUGCUACUGUAUGUCUAUGAGUGCUGGCAAUGGGAGGGUUCAUCGUGACGACUGUUACUUUCUACCACCGGUGAAAAAAGUUCAAGAGCAAAUGAUUACGGAACAGACGACUAUGGAACAGACCCAGGAAUCUGGAACCCAAACUACGGUGUCCAUUCACUCUGCCAAAUCACCAGAAAUGUACAAGGACCCGCCCAAGAUUUGGUAUUUGCCUCUGACCAUAGUGGCGGUUGCCACACUCAUUGCCGUUUACAUCUUGAGGAAGAGGAGGACAAGACAAGCAAAGAUGAAUGAAAGUGCAGAAGCAAUACUGGGCACAGAGGAAGCCUGAGGAGAUCCAGUUGUCACCAUAAGGCCACAGUAGAUGGUCACCAUCAUUCUAUUAUCUGGUGUCCUCUCUUGGGGGGCUCUACUCUGACUUCUCUUCCAAUUGAUGCCUUCCGCUCUCUCCUACCAGAAAGCUACAAACCCAUUUAUCCAUUUGGAAAAGUGGGCCCACAGAACAAAGCACAACGACCAGGGUUUCACUUCUUCUUGAUGACUUGGAAUACCAUGAGCGGAUUGAUAUUUACUAGGAAUGCAAUCAGAUGCCUAUAUAGGGCCCUACAAAUGACGUGAUGGAAUAUUAUGGUCUAGCUGGUCCUAUGGCCAUUUGUUUCUUUGUUUUUUUUUCUUAAUAGUUGUGCGAAAAUGAACCAGCAGAGCCCUGUAGCCUUCCCCAGCUGGACUGUGGGUAACUGGAUAAUCUCCAACCUCUUUUCUCUAUUGCUUUUAGCCAAAUACACUAUUGUAGGAAUAUACUGUAAA
Messenger RNA from Xenopus tropicalis (tropical clawed frog), 1221 nucleotides. RefSeq lists its product as uncharacterized. Lineage: Eukaryota; Metazoa; Chordata; Amphibia; Anura; Pipidae. The record is from RefSeq and is a predicted model, not a curated record. The coding region runs from base 98 to 745 and encodes 215 amino acids. The transcript has 7 exons.